This is a messenger RNA of Oncorhynchus mykiss (rainbow trout), 3654 nucleotides long. It is a transcript of the gene fam131ab, whose product is annotated as family with sequence similarity 131 member Ab. The record is from RefSeq and is a predicted model, not a curated record. NCBI's taxonomy places the organism in Eukaryota, Metazoa, Chordata, Actinopteri, Salmoniformes, Salmonidae.
AUUUUUGUACCAAUGCAACCUGCAACUCCUCUGCUAGCCAAGGCCGAGUGACGCUACUAGGCUAGAGCUACACGAAGAACGCGGGACGACCCCGUGCUGGUGUGUGGAUUUCACUAGAGUGUGACAACAAGGGGGAUCCCCCAGCAGCGGAGCGUGAAGCCAAUGCUGCUGCCGCGGCCUCAGAGCCCAAGCAGACAUGCGCUGUCCAGCCGCGGUGGUGCUGAAACGCCGGCAUCGAUCCUUCCCUCAGUGACGUAGGGAGAGAGGGGCACGGUUUGGCUACAGGCAGAUAGAAUACACUGGAUAUUAAUAUUGUAAUGAUAAAACCGCGCAAAGACUACACAGAAGCCAUAUAGAACAUACAGAUCUCACAAGCAACCAAGCAUUAACAAAAAGCUAGUGAAAACUUGGAAGAACGGGUUGUGAGCAGCACGCCGUAUCCUUGCGGAACCCAGAGAAGACUCCGGGGAGAGACAGGAGAGAUUUCAGAUCUAUAAGGUAAAUGUUGAAGACACCGUUGAAAUGUUACCAAAAUCGAGAAGAGCACUUACCAUUCAAGAGAUUGCGGCAUUAGCCAGAUCUUCAUUACAUGGCAUUUCCCAGGCAAUGAAGGACCAUGUGACACGGCCCACAGGCAUGGCCCAGGGCAGGGUGGCCCACCUGAUAGAAUGGAAGGGCUGGUGUAAGCCCACUGACACCCCCGCAGCUCUGGAGUCUGACUUCAACAACUACUCUGACCUCACUGAGGGAGAACAGGAGGCCCGCUUCGCUGCAGGUGUGGCGGAGCAGUUUGCCAUAGCGGAGGCUAAGCUGAGAGCCUGGUCGUCUGUGGAUGGAGAUGACUCUAAUGACGACUCUUAUGAUGAGGACUUCAUUCCCGCCAACGAGCCCACAACACAAAGCACGGAGGUGCCCCCCUACCUGAGGGACCUUCUUCACAGUCAGGUGUGUCAGCACCUGGGUCUACGGGGGCCGUGCUGCGAGGGAGCAGGUAGAGGAGACAGGCCCUCGCCCACUUCCACAGACACCAUCUGCUCCAGCCUCUGCAGCCUGGACGAGCAACACCCCUUACUGCGAGAUCUCACCCAUCACUGCGGCAACAACUACGGUAACGCCGCCGAGCUGGCUGCCAAGAUCCUCUCGGCCCUGCAAGGGGGAGAGGAGCUGCUGUUGGCCCGCCUCCAGAGGGUGGAGCAGGGGGUUAGAGGGGGAGGGGACUUCAACAGCCUGGGGGGUGGGAGGGGCCGGCCAGGGGGGGAGGAAUCGCCCUGCUACUCUGUGACCUACUCCGAGACCUACCUGUCACCCGGGGAGGACGACGAUACGCCCUGCAAAGACUACGAGGGCACCGUGUGCCAGGGAGAAGGAGAUGGCGAGGUGUACCCACCUGACUAUGCCACCCACAGGAAGGUCUCAGACGUAGCCUCCUCCGGGGUGGUGUCUCUGGACGAGGAUGAAGAGGAGGAAAAGGAGGAGGAGGAGAGGGAGAGAGAGCAGGGAAACCAAUGUCAUUGAUUUUUGUUUCAUCCAUUGUUUCUCUGUCCAUCUCUUCGUCCCUCCCUUGGCCUCUGAUAUGUUAAGCCUGUCCAUCUCUUCGUCCCUCCCUUGGCCUCUGAUAUGUUAAGCCUGUCCAUCUCUCCGUCCCUCACAUGGCCUCUGAUAUGUUAAGCCUGUCCAUCUCUUCGUCCCUCCCUUGGCCUCUGAUAUGUUAAGCCUGUCCAUCUCUUCGUCCCUCCCUUGGCCUCUGAUAUGUUAAGCCUGUCCAUCUCUCCGUCCCUCACAUGGCCUCUGAUAUGUUAAGCCCGUCCAUCUCUUCGUCCCUCCCUUGGCCUCUGAUAUGUUAAGCCUGUCCAUCUCUUCGUCCCUCCCUUGGCCUCUGAUAUGUUAAGCCUGUCCAUCUCUUCGUCCCUCCCUUGGCCUCUGAUAUGUUAAGCCUGUCCAUCUCUUCGUCCCUCCCUUGGCCUCUGAUAUGUUAAGCCUGUCCAUCUCUUCGUCCCUCACAUGGCCUCUGAUAUGUUAAGCCUGUCCAUCUCUUCAUCCCUCCCUUGGCCUCUGAUAUGUUAAGCCUGUCCAUCUCUCUGUCCCUCACAUGGCCUCUGACAUGUUUAAACCUGUCUGCAUGUUUUAUUUUCAUGACUUGAACUCUUACUGCUGUGUAACCCCUCUGUCCUGGCCUUAUGGCAUCAUGUCGAUCCCCUACCCGCCUGCCCCCUGACCAUUUGAUAUGUAUCAAUAUAUUUUUGUCUUGAGGCGUCCAAACAAUCUUUUCUAUCAAUGUGAAGCAGGACAGCUGGACUGGCUGUCACAGCCUUCAAUAAGAAGCCCAACAAUUGGUCUGUGGUUUCAGUAAGAAGCCCAUGGAUUGGCCAGUGGGGUUCAGUGCUCCACCCACACACAACAAGAAAGUGAGAGACAGCUAAAAACUAAAAAAGACAGAAAAAGACUGAAUCUUAAAACUAUGAAAUAUCUUUGCAUGUGUUUGCAAGUGCUGAACUGAACUUGUGUGCUGACCUGGUCUUGAGCACGUUGGUUUGCAGUUUGGGCUGUUCUGUAUAACCCCACCCUUCCCCCGCCACCACCCAGAUACAAUGUAUCCCAUUGGUGGACAGGUUCCACUGCAUCCUGAAACCUGAAACCCCUCCUCUCUUUUGCAAGAGAUGUAAGCCGUGUUCCUCUGCCCAGGCGUUGCUGACGCGUGCCAGAUCUUCCUAAAUCUGGAUAGUUAUUUUACGUAUCAGCUAACCACAUCAUAUGCUACACCAAUCUGGUGUCUGACGGCACAGUCGAUGAUGUGGCACACAACCAUUGGAUGAUGCAUGCAACGUCUGAACAGGGGAGCACGACCCCUAGCAUCCUUCUGGGCAUGGCUUGCUGAGUAUGCCAAACUACCGUAUGUAACCUGUCACCUACAGUUAUGAGCAAAUGUUGGAAUGUCUUAAAAGUGACAGGAAAUGUGUAUUUGAUAUGCUUUUAUUGUACUAGUUUUCUAUCAUUCAACAUGUUGUUGUUAUUAUAAUUAUUCUGAAUAUCAUUAUGACUAACCGUCAUAAAGACAUACUAUAGCUACCGGAUUCUGUUUUUGGUUCUAUGGUUUCCUAUAUGGAAGGCCAAUGGUCUAGGCCUUCAAAGACAAAAACACAAAUAGAAUGUUCCAGAAGUGACCAUUUGGUGAAAGAGAUGCUGUUUGGUGGAGAAAUUGUUGUUCAAAGACAGAAAGCUAGUUUUCAGUGAGGUGUUGAGUUGCAUUGGAAAUUUUCUAUAUUUUUGUAUGCAUUGUUUUGCUUUAAUCUUUGCCUAUGCGGCGUGCCAGUGUAUGUGUUUUUUGCACGAAGCUAACGUGGCUGUAGAUUUCUCCUUUCUUUGUUAUCACUGUGUGAUAUAGUAUACUGGGAAAAAAUACAAAUGUGAACAAAAAAUGUUUUAUUUUACUUGGAAAGGGUACUGUGUAUAGGGUACUCUGGAUACUGGGAUACAGUUUGUUAUUGACAUGAUCCUCAAUGGAAAUGUUUUCUUGUCUUUGUAAUUAUAUCGGACUUCUUUCUUUCCUGUCAUAGCUGCUCCUAAAGCAAAAUUACACGUUUAUUUCCAUUCUUUUUCAGACGAUGUCAGGAAAAGGGCAUUUUUUGUAAAUAAAUCUAAAUCAUUCCAUUGCCA